GUCAGCGAUAUACAUCGUAUGUCAGUCCUGAGAGCUCUUCCAUUCCGCCGUAUUCUUCGUUGCAGCGAGUAGCUUUAUGUUGGUACAUUGUUUGUUGCGGGCUCAUCGUUCACGGCCCGGAGUAUGACUUACACCAUACUCUGAUACGCUAACCGGAUCCGAUACCCCGUACAUUCACUCGCACGUUUGCCAAGGCUUCGAUCGGUGCGGCCCGCCCCUUGUCGGGCCUUGUCGUCAACACCCGGCCCUAACGCCUUAAACACCGCCCGGCAAGCCGCACAUGCUCCCCCAGUGCAAAUUAUCCUGCAUCAUCAACCACUGCAGUUAUCAUUUUAUCUUUGUACAAAGAGGGCUCUCGGACAGCAUCCUCCUGCAGCUGCAGUUCAAUCUUCAACAUGUCUCCCACAACGCGCGUGGCAGUAGUCACAGGCGCGAAUCGCGGUAUUGGAAAAGCAAUCAUCGACCGAUUGGUGGCGACCGGGGGACAGGAUUAUGGCCUCAGCGGGAAGUUGGUUCUCUACGCCGCCUCACGCUCGGGGGAUACUCCUCCUACGCCUGCAGCUGCUUCCCCCUCAGUAGAAUUGAGGGGCGCACGGCUAUCUCUCACCGACCCACGCUCCAUCGACGAUCUCGUUGCAGCAAUCAAGGCUGAGCAUGGGGGCUGCCAUAUGCUCGUCAACAAUGCAGGCAUCUACUACUACCGUGAGAACAUCACGGCAGCGCAGCGUAAAGAGACACUGGACGUCAACUACCGCGGCACUCUCAAGGUGUGCCAGGCUUUCAUCCCCAUCAUGCACGACGGCGGCCGCAUUGUCAAUCUGUCAUCCCAAUCUGGGCAACUCCAUUACUUCGCCCCACAUCUGCGAACACGCUUCCUUGACCCAGACUUGACGCUUAACCAACUAGACCAGCUCGUUGGGGAAUACAGCGAUGCAGCAGCGAAGGGGGACGCGGUCCAGAGGGGCUGGCCCCGCAUGACAUAUUUCACCAGCAAGGCAGCGCUCAAUGCAGCGACACGUAUUCUCGCACGAGACAACCCCAGGCUCCUCAUCAACUGCUGCUGUCCCGGCUGGGUCAACACGGAGCUCGGCGGCCAGGCCGGCGCAGCUCCAAAAACUCCAGCGGAAGGAGCUCGUAUUCCUCUGAAGCUGGCGCUCGGCGAUAUAGGCGGCAUAUCUGGGCGGUACUGGGCGAACGACUCUGUCUCCGAAAAGGGUGACGGCAAGGUUCAACCAUGGUAAUGUGUCAUUCCGGUAAUAGACGAACUGAAGUAUACCAAGAUCAAGGAGAAGGAUAUUCCAAGUGGGAAGUACACAAAUAUCCAGUUUCACAAAGUUCCAUGUAUUUGAGGUAUCUGCUGAACGGAUUGUAGCUUCGUAGCCAGCGCGAGAACGUUGGGGGGAAUAUAAUAAAACAUUAUUCCAG
This is a messenger RNA of Westerdykella ornata, 1425 nucleotides long. RefSeq names its product NAD(P)-binding protein. The transcript has 4 exons. Gene Ontology annotation, molecular function: oxidoreductase activity. Lineage: Eukaryota; Fungi; Ascomycota; Dothideomycetes; Pleosporales; Sporormiaceae. The record is from RefSeq and is a predicted model, not a curated record. The coding region runs from base 396 to 1241 and encodes 281 amino acids.